GAUUCGUACACAGGUGUGUAUGUUUAUGUUUUUAACAAAUGUUCGGACAUGCAUUUCAUAACAUACACAGACAAUUGUUUUUAUACGAUUUUUCAUCAUUCUGAAUACAACUACUCCCUCAGCUGCAGUACUGUAAAACUGAAAGGCAGUUAUAACUUUGACCAUCGCUUAUAAAGUUUGGUAAACUAGAAACACAUACCCUCGGUACAGAUUUGUCACCAAAGGAAUCGAUUGGUACCCUGGCAACAAACUUGGUACCAUAUCCUAGAAACACAUCAUUCUGGUACCUUACUGUAUCAUAAAAACACAUCUUGUACUCUACCAACAAAUUACUAUCAUAGUAACAUUACAAAUUUGUUACCUAAGCAACACAUCUGUUACAAUACCAAAGCAACACAUCUAACAAUCAAGCAACACAUUUGGUACCCUACAUACAUAUUUGGUACCCUAGCAACAGAUUUUUUGCCAUAGCAACAGAUGAUAUGAGUGUGAAGGAACAGGAGUUGUCCCCAAUGCAGUCUGGGAAACCACAGCACUGGUUUAUAUCAGACAUUCAGCUUAUGAUGCACGGCAUGGGGGACUGUAACAAGCCACUGCACGAGUCAGCCGUGCUUGUGGAGGAGAUCACACACCAGCAGAUCAUCACCGUGCUGCACCGAGCCCUAGAGGUGGCGUCCCUGCGCGGGACCAAGACACUGGGUCUGGAGGACUUCCUGUUCCUCAUGAGGAAAGACAAGGUGAAGUUACGCCGUCUGCUGCGCUACAUGCACCUGAAGGACAAGAAAGCACAACUGCACAAGGCCAGUAGCCUUGAUGAGGAGGACGCCACAGAAACAGACAUCAAGCCUGCAACUACUGGAAGACGUAGAAAGACGUGUUAUGAGUUUCUUUCAUCCAUUGAUCAGACAGGCGAGCUUUGUGCGUUGUUUGAAGAUGAGGAAGAAGAUGAAAUCAAAUAUGAACGCUGCUACCAGUCUCAGAGGGCAGAGCUGACAUCAAGAUGCAUGGACCCACAGCAGUACCUUGAGUUCUCAGAGGCAAGGUGUACAAACUUCAGUGAGUACAACAAGGGCAUUCAACCCCCUAGUAAUAUGAGCUUUGCUGUCGCAAGACAAAGAAGUUUAGAGACUGGGUUCUCCGGACUGGAGGCAGAAGUGAAGCCCAACCAGUACGCGCUGGAGGUCCUGUCAUACUAG
Molecule: messenger RNA, 1196 nt
Organism: Dreissena polymorpha
Lineage: Eukaryota; Metazoa; Mollusca; Bivalvia; Myida; Dreissenidae
Product: transcription initiation protein SPT3 homolog
Exons: 10
Coding region: 483-1196 (237 amino acids)
Biological process (GO): transcription by RNA polymerase II
Molecular function (GO): protein heterodimerization activity; transcription coactivator activity
Source: RefSeq, a predicted model, not a curated record